CGCGGCCCCACCAAGGAACCGGUGCCCCGACCACCACCGCUCGACACUCGACAACACGGGCGCUCCUCGGGUAAGGGAUUGAAUAGGCGCAGAACAACUUCCAACAUGCUGCUGCUCGACUACCAAAAUGUUCUGAUACAGUCUGUGCUCACGGAGCGCUUCUCCGGAGCGCCGCCCGUGUCCAUCGACCAGACCGUGUCCGAUUUCGACGGUGUCACCUUUCACAUAUCGACUCCCGAGACGAAGACCAAGAUCAUGGUCUCAAUCCAAAUCCGCUGCUUCCAGGAUCUGCUAAAGUACGGCGCAGAGGAGGUGCUCAACCGCGAGUAUGGGCCCUACGUCGUCCCCCCGGAGCCAGGCUUCGACUUUUCCAUAGUAGUCGACCUGGAAAGUCUUCCCGCCGAAAAGGAGGCACGAGACGAGCUGGUGAAGAAGAUCUCCCUCCUCAAACGCAACGCCAUGGCCGCCCCGUUCGAGCAGGCCUACCAGGAGCACUACCACUUGAAGGCCGAAGCAUCCAAGUUCACGUCCGAGGAGGCUCCCCAGGGCGUGCGCGAGGGCGGUGAGGUCAAGGCGAUCCACUACCGUGAGGAGGAGGCCAUCUACGUCAAGGCCAGCCACGAUCGUGUAACCGUCAUAUUCAGCACGAUUUUCAGGGAAGAGACGGAUCGUGUGUUUGGCAAGGUCUUUAUCCAGGAGUUCGUCGACGCCCGGCGGCGGGCCAUCCAGAACGCGCCCCAGGUGCUGUUCCGCAACGAUCCGCCCCUGGAGUUGCAGGGUGUGCCGGGCGUGAAGAAUACCGGCACUGGCGAGAUUGGCUACGUUACGUUUGUCCUCUUCCCGCGACAUCUCACCCCCCAGCGGAUGCCCGAUGUCAUCUCGCACAUCCAGACCUUCCGGGACUACUUCCAUUACCACAUUAAGGCUUCCAAGGCAUAUAUCCACUCCCGGAUGAGACGGCGGACAGCAGACUUCCUCCAAGUCCUCCGCAGAGCCAGGCCAGACAGCGAGGAGAAGGAGCGCAAGACAGCAAGCGGGAGGACCUUCAAGGUUGGGAGCUGAGGUGUGUUGCGUGUAUAGAGCUAGUAGACGACGAAUUCAAGGUAGCAUCCGGAUGCGGAAUGCAGCGAACAUGCCUGUGCCUCCUGACUUGGUUAGUCCAAUGGAUUGCGUGGCGCUAAAGCGCACUAUCGGUUGUUAUGACCCGGAGAGCAAUA
This is a messenger RNA of Chaetomium strumarium, 1217 nucleotides long. RefSeq names its product Arp2/3 complex, 34 kd subunit p34-Arc-domain-containing protein. Gene Ontology annotation, cellular component: Arp2/3 protein complex; actin cytoskeleton. The transcript is spliced from 6 exons. The coding region runs from base 106 to 1062 and encodes 318 amino acids. NCBI's taxonomy places the organism in Eukaryota, Fungi, Ascomycota, Sordariomycetes, Sordariales, Chaetomiaceae. Gene Ontology annotation, molecular function: structural constituent of cytoskeleton; actin filament binding. The record is from RefSeq and is a predicted model, not a curated record. Gene Ontology annotation, biological process: actin filament polymerization; Arp2/3 complex-mediated actin nucleation.